UUGCAUUUUCAGACGGAUUAUGUUAAUGUCCCAACAACAGUUUUCACUCCUCUUGAAUAUGGGUGUAUAGGUCUUUCUGAGGAGAAUGCUAUCAGCAAAUUCGGAAAAGACAAUAUCGAGGCGAGCGCUUUCACAAAUCGUCCUCACUGUGCUUCUUUUAAUAAUAGUUGUUUAGACAACCGCGUGGUAGGCUUCCAUGUUUUCGGUCCCAACGCUGGCGAGGUUACACAGGGCUACGCUGUUGCUAUGCGUCUGGGUGCGAGAAAGGAGGACUUUGAUCAUACCAUCGGUAUCCAUCCUACCUGUUCAGAGGUAAGCCACACACUUAGGGGCACUGAGGCCAUGUGA
Hydatigera taeniaeformis is the source of this 348-nucleotide messenger RNA. The record is from the annotation of a GenBank genome assembly. NCBI's taxonomy places the organism in Eukaryota, Metazoa, Platyhelminthes, Cestoda, Cyclophyllidea, Taeniidae.